AUGUGUGGAAUUUUCGCGUGCCACCAUCACCCCGAUGUGCAGAAGUUCAAGCCCACAGCUUUGCGCAUGGCCAAGGCUGUGCGUCACCGCGGUCCCGACUGGAGCGGAAACUUCUGCGCCGAGAGCACCAUCCUGGCCCACGAGCGUCUGAGCAUUGUCGGCGUUGACUCUGGUGCCCAGCCCCUUGUCAACGAUGACGAGACCCUCGCCCUUGCCGUCAACGGUGAGAUCUACAACCACCGCACCAUCCGCAAGAACCUUCACCACAAGUACAACUUCAAGACCCACUCCGACUGUGAAGUUAUCAUCCCCUUGUACGAGGAAUACGGCCUCGAUGCCCCCAAGCACCUCGAUGGCAUGUUCUCUUGGGUCCUUUGGGACAAGAAGCAGGACCGUGUUGUUGCUGCCCGUGACCCCAUUGGUAUCACCAGUUUCUACCUCGGCCGCUCUUCCUCUACCCCCGGUGCUGUCUACUUUGCCUCCGAGCUGAAGUGUCUCCACCCCGUUUGCGACGACAUCAUCGCCUUCCCCCCGGCCACCGUUCCCUCCACCCCCGUCGACUACAAGGUUGUCCGCCACAGCCUGGAGAAGGCUGUCCGCAAGCGUCUGAUGGCCGAGGUCCCCUACGGUGUGCUCUUGUCCGGUGGCCUGGACUCCAGCUUGGUGGCUUCCAUCGCCCAGCGCGAGACUCUGCGCAUGGCCGAGGCUUCCCGCAAGGCUACCCAGACCGCUGAAGACGGCGAGCUGGUUGGCGUCGAUGACGACAACGAGCUGUCCACCGUCACCACCUUCCAGCAACUGCACUCGUUCUCCAUCGGUCUUCCCGGCGCCCCGGAUACCGAAGCUGCCCUUGAGGUUGCCCGUUUCCUUGGAACCAAGCACCACCCCUUCACUUUCACUGUCCAGGAUGGCCUCGACGCCCUCUCCGACGUGAUCUACCACCUCGAGACCUACGAUGUUACCACCAUCCGUGCCUCUACCCCCAUGUACCUGCUUUCUCGCAAGAUCAAGGCCAUGGGUGUCAAGAUGGUUCUGAGUGGUGAAGGUUCCGACGAGAUCUUCGGUGGUUACCUCUACUUCCACGCUGCUCCCAACAAGGAGGAGCUCCACAAGGAGACCGUCCGCCGUGUCAAGAACCUGCACUUGGCUGACUGCCUGCGCGCCAACAAGUCCACCUCCGCCUGGGGUCUUGAGGCCCGCGUGCCUUUCCUCGACAAGGAGUUCCUCGAGACCUGCAUGGGUGUUGACCCCCAGGACAAGAUGAUCACCAAGGAGCGUAUUGAGAAGCACAUGCUGCGCAAGGCCUUCGACACCACCGAUGAGCCCGAGACUGCUGCUUACCUUCCCGACAAGAUCCUUUGGCGCCAGAAGGAGCAGUUCAGUGACGGUGUUGGCUACAGCUGGAUCGACGGUCUCAAGGACGAGGCUGAGCGCCAGGUCACUGAUGAGAUGAUGAAGAACCCCAAGCCUGAGUGGGGCACCGAUGUCCCUGACACCAAGGAGGCAUACUGGUACCGCACCAUGUUCGACGAGCACUUCCCUCCCUACUGUGCCGGUACCGUCGAGCGCUGGACCCCCACCUGGUCCAAGCAGACCGACCCCAGUGGCAGAGCCAUCUCUUACCACAACAAGAAGUAUGACCAGGCCGAGUAA
Messenger RNA from Penicillium brevicompactum, 1653 nucleotides. RefSeq names its product asparagine synthetase B. NCBI's taxonomy places the organism in Eukaryota, Fungi, Ascomycota, Eurotiomycetes, Eurotiales, Aspergillaceae. Bases 1 to 1653 code for a protein of 550 amino acids. The record is from RefSeq and is a predicted model, not a curated record. The transcript has 10 exons. Gene Ontology annotation, cellular component: cytosol. Gene Ontology annotation, molecular function: asparagine synthase (glutamine-hydrolyzing) activity.